Molecule: messenger RNA, 2299 nt
Organism: Ectocarpus siliculosus
Lineage: Eukaryota; Phaeophyceae; Ectocarpales; Ectocarpaceae
Source: the annotation of a GenBank genome assembly
AUGGGAGAGCUUGGAGGCAGCAGCAGCGGGCAGCUGUGCAUCUUCGACCCGGCCUCCGGCGAGCUGUAUGCUUCCGUGUCCUCAGACAACCGCCUCAGGAUAUGGAACACGGCGUCGGGGGAUCUGAGGCAGCAGUAUGUGGAGCCUCGACAUCUCGCCAAGCAGUACACCUGCAUCGCAUGGCACCGGCGAUCUUCGAAGAAGUCUAAGCGGGGUAGCUCCGGGGCGUCGAAGCCUUCUUCUUCCCUUGGGAUGAUCGCGCUCGGAACGGACAAGGGGAGCGUGUCCGUGUGGGACCUAAAGCGUGGCGCUCUCGCGUACUCCCUGGGAGAGGGAGAGGGUUUCCCUUCGGUAACGUCGGGGGGGUUUUCCGCGGACGGCAGCAGCCUGUUCUCCGCCUCCAGCGGAAAGGAGGUGGUGGAGUGGAACGUGGAGACGGGGACUGUGGCGCGAAAGCUCAAGGGGUUCAAGCAUGGCGCGACGAAAAUCUGCCUUCAUCCCGCCGGCAAGAUCCUCGCCAUUGCUAGCUCGGCCAUUCGACUGCUAGACCUGACCACCGGCAAGACCGCCCGCAAGCUCUCGGCGGGCCACGCCGGUUCUGUCCGCCUGCUGUCCUUCUCAGCCGAUGGCCGCUACCUAGCGUCUUCCGCAUCCUCAGCAAGGUUCGCCAAUGUUUUCGACGUGGCGGCGAGCGAGGUCCCUCCCUCCGAGCCCGUGUGCACGCUGGGUUUCGCCGCUACGCCGGCAUUUUUGUCCCUUCACGCCGCUUCUUCCUCCGGAGGAGGGGGAGAUGUUUCGACCGACCAGGUUACCGUUGUGGCGGGUUUCGACACCGGAGGCGUGUCGGUGAUGAGGACCCGCCGCCAGACCGAUGGGAAAGGGGGUGCGGUGUCCAAGCUGGACAUCCGCGGGGCCGCCGGGGGGCCCUCCUCCUCCCCCGCUGCCCUGCACGGCCGCCUGAGCAGCGAGCGCCCCUCCUCUGCGAUCCUAUUGGCCACGGGUUCCGCCGCAUCCCCUGGCUUCGUGGAGGCGUCUUUCGAAGACGAAGCCGGUUCGUUGCUGUCGUCCUCGUCCGUCGCCACCGCCGGGGGGCACGCAGACGGGGAGGAGGACGAGGAGGGGACGGGAGACAAGGGGGGCCCCGCGCACGUUGUUGGUCCCGGGGAGCUCGGCAUCCGAGGGGUUGAGAAGGACUCCGUGGCAGGGGAGGGGGCGCGUGGUGACGAGAUGGAGGACGGGGGGGGGGGCGAGGGUGGUGACAGCAGGGCGCCCAAGCGAUUGAAGGCCGGGGGCGGGGAGGAGGAGGCCGGCAUGACCAUCGCGGAUAGGCUCGAGGUGGGGGCGGGGGGGGGGGAGGGGGGCGCCGUGCAGCCGAGGGCGGAGUCGCUCUCGACGGUACUCACGCAGGCGCUGCAAUCGGGGGACGAGAGUUUGCUGGAGCAGUGCCUUGACGUGGUCGACCAGGGCGUGAUCGAGGCAACGGUUGAGCGCCUGCCUUCUUCCAAGGUUCUGCAGUUCUUGCUCAGGGUGGUGGCCAAGCUGGAGAAGCGUCCCAACCGCGCGGCCUCCCUGGGGCGGUGGAUACGAGCCCUCCUGUCAUGCCACCUGGGUUACCUCGUUUCCGUCCCGGGUUUGCCGGAUAAGUUGGCGUUGUUGCACCAGCUGAUCGACCGCAGAGUCGCGUCCUUCCCCAAGCUGAUCCAGCUACACGGGAGGCUCGAUCUUCUUCUCGCCCGCGCUAAGGCUGAGAGCAGCAGGCGGGACGCGGCUGGGGCAAGGGCGAUGGACACGCCGGAGUCGGUGUACAGGGAAGAGGACGAAGAUGAGGAGGACGACGAUGCCGAGGAAGAGGAAGAAGGAGGGGGACCAGAAAGCGGAGAGGAAGAUGACGACGAUGAUAGCGGAGGGGACGAAGAGGAAGGAAGCGGAGACCAGCAAGACAUGGACGAAGAUGAUGAUGAUGAUGAUGACGACGACGAUGACGAUGACGAAUGAACAUCUUUACACAGAUAGAUGAUGUUACCGUUAGGCUGUCUUGUCGCGUUGUGGGAAGAUAAAUACGUGUUCCGGAGGGAAGCAGCCUUGCUGCUUACGUUGAAUUCGUGGUAGAGAGAGGCUAGCGAAAUUGGCGUGACCUGUCGUAGCAAGCUCGACGACGGAUGUAGAGUUUUCCUUCACCUUUGUCAGCAUUUUUGUUGCGGGCGUUCUUUCUGAAUAUGAUUUUGCAUGCGGGGAACACCCGUAGAGAGCUAUGACACCCGUCGAGAGACAUCGAAUUUUUCCUAUCUUUUCGUGCAUC